Messenger RNA from Arachis ipaensis, 647 nucleotides. Lineage: Eukaryota; Viridiplantae; Streptophyta; Magnoliopsida; Fabales; Fabaceae. The record is from RefSeq and is a predicted model, not a curated record.
CGGGCCUGCUACACAUACAAGUAUCCAAGCUUCCAAGUUGGCCCAGCCCAAAUCGAAGACACGCGCAUAAGGAAGCAUAACAUGGCGCGUCAAAAUCACGCGCUCAACACAAACGGUUCGUAUGGCAGACUCUUCCACUUCCUCCACUUCUUCCACUUCUCAAAACGCUUCGAAACCAAGGAAACGCUCCCAUUUUCGAGCAAAAAUCAAAGUUCAAAAUAUCCAAAUCGUUGUUCGAAACCUCCAUCAAAACAACAUCAAACUCUCCGUGAAGAAUCUGAAGAGAAAACGAAGCAAAUACACUCAACACAAAAUGGCAGCAAGAAACCAAACAAAGGAUCUUAAGUGUGCCACACAUCUCCUGAGUGAUAAGUUCAGAAACAUGGCUGAGGAGAAGAAGGCAAUUGUCAGGGAUCUCGGAUUUGGUGGGUUGAUGCACGUCCCACCUCUAAGGGUGGAUCACCAACUCUUAAGGGAACUGGCAAACAACUUCAAACUUGGGGAGAACAGACUGAAGACAGGAUAUGGUUCUUUCCAAAUAACACCAAAGACAAUAGGUGAUGCGCUUGGCAUCAAUGCAACAGGUAACUAGCUCAAAAUUAUAGGUGUAUAUUAAGUUCAUGCUUGGGUGUAUUUAAGGUUGAUGC